UUUCGUUUUCAGUGGAAGUUCUUGCUUCGAUUGGGGAAGACGUUUUUUGCGAUUUCCGAUUUUCGGAGAGUAAUGUGGGUGUAUUCCGCGGCGCGGAUGUGAAAGUUUCUUGUGUAAACUACUAUUUAUUGGAAAUAAAAAGAAUGGUUUAAGACAAAAGCACUUGCAAUUUGUAGUUAAUUGCUGAAGCGUAACUGCAAAUACCGAGCGCAUCCAUUGUUCGUGUGUGCCAAAUCUACAGCAACAUAAGCUAUCAAACAGUCAUACGUAUAGUCACUCAGUCAGUCAGACAGACAGUCAUUGAAUUACACAUGCACUUGCAAAUCAAUUGCACGACAACACUUACAGCAACAACAACAAUAACAACAACACCAUGCAAAUAUAGCAAAUCAAGAGCGCUGGAAUAAUUAAUAUUGGAAAUUUGCGUUUGCUCAUUGUAGUAAAAACAUAAAAAAAUAAAACAAAAAUCAAAAACAGCAAUAACAAAAAUAACAACCACCAACCGAAACAAAACACCAAAGGAUUCAUGUUUUAAGUAAAGUAGCAAAUAAAGUGAUUGCUUUACACUUUCUCUCGCUAAAAAUUGCAAACCAUUUCAAAUGCAAAAUCAUAAAAUGCACCAAAAAACACUAGAAACAAAUGCAAAAACUGUGAAAAUGUCAACGGAAGCCGGCAAUAGUCGCACAACAGUGCAGCGCCAUACCAGCACCAAUCAUAUACGUGGCCAUAUCUUCAGCUGGAGCGCGCUGUUUGCGCUAUUGGCUUGGUGCGCUUUGGCCAGCCAGACGCAAGCGUUCGAAUUGGGCAACGAGUUGAAUCUCAAGCCGACAAACUACGCAGAAUUGAAGAAGAAUGUCACGUACGUCAGCUCGACCGCAUACAAUGCGCGUGGCAUGCAGCCUCUCUACGAUAUCACACAUAAAAUUAUUUGGUUCUUCACCGGUGAACAUCCACUGCCAGAAGGCUACCUCGUGGUCAAGGAAAACGACAUUGAAUUUGGUCCGAAAGUUGAGCGCAACGAAUGGAUUGAUUUGGUCAAACAUUAUUGGCUAAUAUGGCUAAUUGUUUUGCUUGUUGGACUGCUAAUUGUUACAAUGCCAGUUGUGGGCUUAUGCUUUUGCUGUUGUCGCUGCGCUGGUGCUUGCGGUGGACGCUCGGAGCCGUUUGACAAGAAACAUGACACCUGCCGCCGUGUGUUCUUGGGAUUUUUGCUUAUCGUAUUGGCAACAGGUUUGCUUUUCGGCGUUAUAGUCACAUUCGCAACGAACAGUUAUAUGCAACAGGGUAUUGAGAAAAGCACAAAUCGCGUACGUGAUGCCAGCAAUGAUACGCGCACAUUUUUGGAAUUCACAUCGGAGCAAGUCGAUCACGUGCUCAUCACGAACUACAAACAAUUGUCCAUUCAGCUGGACAAUAUAAUGCGCGAAACAUCGAGUUUCAUCAUCAAAGAAUUGGAACAGAAAUCGAUGGCUGUUUCGCUCAUCUAUCUAACAGACUUUCUAGAAAAACUGCCAGAGCUUAGACUAAAAUUACAGAAAAUGAAAAGCAUCACCAACGAAUUGCGCGUUUACGCCUCACAAUUGAGCGAUGGUUUGCGUGGCGUGAAGCGCGAUUUAUUGGUAAUGCUGACGAAAUGCAAUAACAAAGCCUGCCAGGAUGUGCUCAACAAGUAUGAGAUCGGAAAGCUUGAUGCUAACGGUAUACACUACGAUCAGAUGGUAGACCGUUACUUUCCAAAGCUGCCGGAUGUAACAGAAAUCAUCGAUAAUUUAGAUAACUUGAUUAGUAAGGACAUAGCCUCGGCUGGAAAGCGUGGACGUGAUAUACUCAAUCAAAUGCGCGCACAUCUCAAUACAACAAUUGCUAAAUAUACACCAAAAAUAAUUGAUUCAAUAAAUAAAGCAGGUCAUGCUUUCCAACACGCCUCAAACGAAAUCAAAAUGGAACUUAACAAACUUUCACAAGUUAUUAAAGACAAUACUAAGAAAUAUACAGGCGUUGCCGAUGAUUAUUUAGAGGAAUAUGGACCAUAUCGUUUGUACUUUGGCAUCGCUGUGUGCUCUAUAUUGUUAAUGAUUUUAUUCUGCGUAGUCGCUGCUUUGUUCUGCGGCAUUUGUGGUAAACGGCCGGACGGUUAUGGCGAUGAUUGCUGCAAUAAGGGCUCCGGCUCACGGUUUUUGAUGAUUGCUGUAGCGUUGAUUUUCCUCUUCAUAUCACUGGUUGCUUUCGUAACGCUGGUGCACUUUUUGAUUGGUCUAAUCGCCUAUCGCGGCGUAUGUCUUCCAUUAAAGGACCCUCAAAAUGACGAGAUAUUCGCACAAUUCGACAACGCAAUUGACUUAAAUAACGUGCUGUAUCCACCGCAAAAUAAAGGCAAACCGACCUCAGGUGGUUUACCACCAUUACGCAUUUCACACGUGAUCACAGCAUGUCAACGCAAUCAAACCAUCUACGAAGUGUUGCACAUACACAAUCGCAUUGAUAUACAUGAAAUUAACGAUUAUCCAGCACAAUAUAAAAUCAAUCAGACACUGGACGAGCUAGUAGAUGGCAUAUCAUUUGACGACACCGAUAUCGAGAUUUUAAGUAACGAAGAUAAACAACGCAUACUGAAUUUGGCCGAUUCGGCAUUGAAGAAUUUCGACUCCGCCCAAUACAUUGACAAUCUGAACGAUACCAUAACCAAGCAUUCGUUAACAGAAAUUGCUCAAGAAUUGCGUCAGACCGCAAAGAAAAUCGAAAAAAGUGAAGACAUGAAAGACGUACAGGUGAGUCUGCGCAAUCAGGCUUUGCAUUUGGAUACCUACGAACAAAAUUGGGUCAUACCAAUGAAGAAUCAAUCGGUGGAACUUAUACGGCUAGCCAACGAUUUGGAUCACAGUCUACGCUAUAAGGAUCGUCCCUUCCAGGAGUCCAUACCGUUGCUGGUCAGUGAGAUUAAGCGUGCACAGUUGUUCUUCCGCGUGGACGGACGUCAAUUCGUUAAGAAUACAGCGGUAAAUUUGACGCACUAUUUUGCUAGCGAAAUAGAGAACUACUUGAGAAUGGUUGUGUUGGCCGUGGAGAAGAAAAUCGGCUUGUGUGCACCACUAGCGAAUGUCUAUGACUCUGGUGUGGUGGGAUUGUGUAGCGCUAUUGUUGAUCCAUUGAAUGGUUUCUGGGCUGGUGCCGCGCUGUGUGUUGUACUGUUUUUGCCCACGCUUAUGGUCGCAGUCAAAUUGGCUAGUUUAUAUCAGAAGUCGGACCCAUAUCCCGGUCCACUAGUGGAAUCGGAGUAUUUGUAUGACGCAUAUAGUGAACGUGAUCAUAUUCCAUUGGCAAAUGGACCAAAGAACAAGCGCCGAAAGAAUAAAGACCGUAGACGCGGUCGUGAAUACUACGAGGAUCCUGUCGCUUCCACGGCGCAUGGAGUGCCACCAACUGUCGGUGUGCGUGAUACGCGUUACAGCGACAUGGCACCCAAGCAUUGGGAUGGCGGCCCACCGAGAUAUCAAAAUCCACCAAUGGCACCACCUGCCUCCGAGUACGAACGCCCACCGCCAUAUUACUAUCCGGGUGCCACGGAGCAAGACUAAGUAAUACAGAUUGAGAUACAUUUUUAAAAUGUCGCCAACAGACUAGCCAGCAGCAAAUACAACAAUAAAAAAUAAAUGCAAUAAUAACAAUAAACGCUGUGUGGAGAGAUAAUUUGAAGAUUUGUGAAAUGCCUGUGCCGUUGUAGAGGAGGCGGGCGACAGUGCGGUGCAGUGCAACCGAAAGACUCUCGUACAACAAUAACAAAGCAUUAUGUGCACACAUUGCGUGCGUUCAAAAGUUAUUAAUAGCGUUUCAUUUCCAAAACGCAUUUGUUUUCGAAACUUGUGGAAUUCAAAUUGAUUACGGCAGCAGCGGCGGCACACUUGCCCACACCACAACCACAACAGUUUUUCUACUCUCAAAGCAAAAAAAAAUAUAAACAAACAAUCAAAAAACGAAGCAUAUUUUAGCGAAUAAUAAAAAAAAAACAAAAACAAUUAAUACUUAAAGAAGUGAAAACAAUUUCUUGAUUGCACAUAAAAAAAUGUUGGUUUCAAAAACCGAAAAGCGUGUGGAAACGUUAUAGCUACAUAAAUAUAUAGAGGAAAGGAAAUAUAAUGAAAUUUUCAAAGCAAAAACAAAAAGGAAACAUAGAUAACACAAAAGAAAAACGAAAAUAAAAACACCGCCAUUAUGCAUUUUCAUUCCAACGCCCCCGACACACAAACAAACAUACAUAUGUAGAGUAGAUGCUCGAAAAUCGUUUCGAAAAUCUCAAGUAUUUUAGUUAGUUUUAUAUAUUGAAGUGUUAUUCAAGUAUAUAUAUAUGUGUAUGUAUAUGUGAAAUGAGACUGUAUUUGUUAGGUUUUGUAAACACUUUUAAUGAGUUGAUGAGUUCAUGUCUCAUUAGCUGCAUAUAAAUAUAUAUAUUUACCUAGGUACUCACACACACACACACACAAGAUUAUUUUAAAACAUGCCACAAUUCGUGUAUUUGAAUUUUAGAAUUAUAAUGAUAAUGAUAAUAAAAAAUUAUACUAUUUAAUAUUGAAUUCAUAAAUUUAUUAUAAGCAUUUAUAAACUGUAUGUGUACACCAUUCAAUUAAUUGCAAGUGUUUGUUAGAUUUUAAAAUAUAUACUAUAUUUAUGUAUACAUAAAUGUACCAAUUAAAUGAGAAUGAGAAAAAAAACAAUAACAAUUUGAAUUGUGUAAUGAACCAUUUAUAAUGAAAUGAACGAAUUUUUUUUAAUUAUUACAACCAAAUGUUUUUUUAUAUUUACAAAAUAAAUCAUAAAAAUGCUGUAGACGACGUUGCGAGCACAUCACUUUAUAUUAAGUUUAAAAGGGGGUUUCUUUACAUAUAUUCUCGGCAACUUUAAUGAGCAGAGUUGCUUAACGGCAAUAAAAUAUGACACAAAAAUUGUCGUUUGUUAAGUAUGCAGCCGGCAAGGGCAAUGUUAGUGAGUUUUUGCUGCAGCUGAUAAGCAGAUAAGUAAUAUGUUGGCAGCAAAGCAAGUAUUUGUAGAAUUUCGAAGACAGAAGUUCCGUUUAAAAGUGAGAUAAUGCAUAAAUGCGAGUUUGCAACAAAUAUAAAAGACACUACUAAGCUGCCUCGUCACUACUGCGCGUACAGAUAAUACAGCAGCAAGCAUAUUAUAAUGUACGCGCGGAAGACAUUGCAUUUUUAUGAUAUGGAGAGCGUGAAAAUAUGCAGUAAGUUGAGGGUUUUGAAUAAAUAAAUAAAAAAGUAUAAAAAUUCAAAAACAAAGUAUUCAUAAAUAUUAAGGGUGAUAUUGAUAGACAAAAACAAUAAAAAGAAAGCAACAAAAAAAAAUAAAAUUAUGAAGGAGAUGUAGAAAAUAUGUAGCGGAAUGGGAAGCUAGCUUAUAGAUUGAUAUGUGAGUUGCAUAUAAAAAAUCGUUAGUAACAGAGAAGCAAUGCUCAUAAUUCUAAAUUUAAUUUGUUUAUUUUUCACUAAAAAGUCACUCAGUAAAUUUUCUAUUGAUUUUUUGAAAACUUCCAAACAAAAAGUAGAUGAGAGUUGAAACCAAAUGAUAAUUGCAGCAUACAAAUAUUCAACGGAUAAUAUGAAACCAAGCUGCUAUAUGGGUUAUGUUGAAUUAUAAUGUUAUUAUACUGUAAUUAGGUUUCACUCCAUGCUUUCUUGGCAUGUAUGCAUUUCUGGUUAUUAUUAAAGCUGCGAGUCAUUGAAGUGGCGCUAAUGAAUAAUAGAAAUCCAUUGUACUAAAUAAAAAAUUUAAAUAUAGAUGUUCUAACAAACUCAUGACUAAUUCUCACUGUGUGGAGUUUAAAAAAAAAAUAUUAACAGAAAAGUUUAACAAAUUUUUAAAAAUUUUAAAUAAAAUUUAAAUUGAAUAUUUUAUUGAACAGUCUAGAUAUCGCUUUAGGCUUUCUUACAAUUUUUUUUAAUAGUUUUAGAAUAUCAAAAAAAUAAUAAUAGUAAGCUGCAGCCAAAUGUCCAAAGUCUAAAUGUGAACAGCUGUUGAAGUCAGCUGAUUUGUGCUUCAAAUUUUUCUAAAAAUAAAUAUUUGUUUAGUUAGAUAGUAUAUCAGUAGAAACUUGAAUGGUUGUUUUCGCAGGGUUACAGUAUGGCAAUUGGAUUUAAAAUCGAGUGAGCAUUCUGGAAUUUGAAGAAAAAAUUAUUUUAAUUUUAAAUCAAUUUAUUUCUCUUUCUUUUAUUUAUAAAAUUGCUCAAGUAGUAAAAAACAAAAUUUUGGAUGCUUUUUUUAAAUUACUGCCGCGUUUAUUUUUUCUGCCAUUGAACAGAAUAUAAAAAAAAGUUGAAAAAAUAAAGUAAUGCAAAAUAAUUUAAGGUUAGAAAAAAGUCAAAUGAAAUCUUGCAACAAAAAAAAAAAAACAUUGAAAAAGGUAAACAAAAGUACCGUAAUGAGUUAUAUGAAAGCAGUAACAUACAGUAAGCAUUUAAGGCGCAUGUUGAACGGUUUUAAACUGCCAUUUAAAAUAAAAAUAAAAAAUAUAUAUAUAUUAAAAUACUUGAAUAAUAAAAAUAAAAUAGAUUUUGAACAAGUAAAGUUGUAAAAACAAAAGCAUAAUUAACACGAACCCAUGCGAAAAUGCAUUUUAACUGACGCAAAUGUUGUAUAUUAUCAAACAAUAUUAUUAUGUAUUAAAUAAACACACUUGCAGUAUACAUAUAUUUACAAACAUAUGUAUGCAUGUGCAACUCUAUGCUAUGUAUGUUAAGUUAAGCAAAUAAAAAACGUAAUAAAUAAAGAAAAUUUGAAGAAAAAACAAUAAAAAAUAAAAAUGUUUACAGCGUGAAUAUUUACUUUGUUUUUCAAGACAAAAAAGACAAACAAAAAAAUUGGUAUGCUCACAUGAAAUUUAUACUUAUGAAUGUUCUAUUACCAUUAUAAUAUUGAAAAGACAAGCAAAGCGUUUAUUAUACUUGCUAUAAAAUAUAUUAUAUAUAUACAACUUUAUUGAUAUUAUUAUAGGAAAUAUGACGAGUGCACCUUUGACUUGUUGUACGCAUUUAAUUUUCACCUAAGUAAAAAGUAAACUUUGUCUGUCUGCAAUGUACCAAUUUCAAGUGACUGGAUUUGAUUUAAACUUGUAUCUUUUUUAUAAAAAAAAAUAAAUAAAUAAUAUAGAAAAAAUAUUUUAUAAAAAAAUUAUAAUUAUUAUAUACAAUAUAAAUUUAAAUAUAAAUAUAAAGAAAAAAUAAUAUUUUAUCCCUUUUCCAUUUUGCUUUCUCGUAUAUUACACAUUUUACUUGUAACACCGUCUCGUAUUUAUAUGUAAGUGUGUGUUCACAAUGAUGUUGAAAUUAAAAAAAAAAAUGAAUUACGAAAGCAAAUCUAGUAUAAAAA
This is a messenger RNA of Zeugodacus cucurbitae (melon fly), 7371 nucleotides long. Its product is annotated as prominin-like protein. The transcript is spliced from 17 exons. The record is from RefSeq and is a predicted model, not a curated record. Lineage: Eukaryota; Metazoa; Arthropoda; Insecta; Diptera; Tephritidae. Gene Ontology annotation, cellular component: membrane. The coding region runs from base 600 to 3575 and encodes 991 amino acids.